Messenger RNA from Entamoeba invadens IP1, 1698 nucleotides. Its product is annotated as proline-serine-threonine phosphatase interacting protein, putative. Gene Ontology annotation, molecular function: protein binding. The transcript has a single exon. NCBI's taxonomy places the organism in Eukaryota, Evosea, Mastigamoebida, Endamoebidae. The record is from RefSeq and is a predicted model, not a curated record. Bases 1 to 1698 code for a protein of 565 amino acids.
AUGAAGACCAAAAUGCUUGAGGCAGUCAAUAGGAAGAUAUUUGUUGCAUCGAAGACUAUUCUGGACCAGAAGAAUGACACGAAGAUCACUGAUCCCGAAUUCACGACUAUUAACAAAGAGUUUAUGGAACAACAGAAGUCAUUUCAUGUUCUUAUUAUGUCACUGUAUACCCAUUUACAACAUUGUAGAUCGGCGCCACAGACUUUGGUCGAUAUCAGUAAUGCGAUGCUGAAAUUUGUCGACCCAGAAAACGAUAUCUUUAAUUAUGUGUUACAGUUCAAAACUGCAUGCCAGAUACGUCAAAUGUCCGAGGAAGAGUACACUAACAGUUACGAAAUAUUGUACUCGAAUGCGCACUCUUGCGUCACACAAUAUCUAGAACUCGAGGAACGGAAGAAAGUGCUUUCGGACCGGUUCAUCGACUACAACUUGGCGAAGACUCGAGUAUUAGAAAUGAAGAAGAAGAAGAAUCCAAAAGGUCUUGAAGACCUCAUUAACAAAGAGACUGUUGCGCAAAUGAAAUAUAAUUUACUUAAAGAGGAAUUAAUCAAAGAUAUGUGUUUGAUGGUCAAUAUGGUAGUGAAGUACAGAGGAACGAUGUUUCGAGCUAUUGUCGAACUUGAAUUAAAACGUCGCGAUGGAGUUAAUGAGGCACUUUAUUCAGUAAAGAAGCUUGGAGGAGAGAAUGGAGCGAUCCCCGAGUUUGUCAUCACUGAUGCGAGCAAUUCCUUUGUGAACGACAAAAAGUGCUUUGACAACUUUGAGAGGAACGAACAGCACAACGAACAAAUUGUGAAGCAAAAGGAGAAGACGGAGAAGUUGGCGAAGGAAAAGGAACGCGUCGAAAACAUCAAGAAAAAUCCCCCGACAAAAACAAUACCCCGCGUCUCAUCAAAUCAAAUGUUAAUGUCAGAGGAGAUGAAACUGAAAAAUGAAAUUAUUAAAGGCAUUCAGAAAGAAAUUAAGACGGAGAGUGAGAGUAAAAAUAAGGCGGACUUGAAAUCAAAAGAAAAGGUGUCUUAUCAAGUUUUUGAGGAGACAAAGAAGGAGAACAAAACUAUAACACAAAAUGAAGUGAAAAAAGAAGUGAACGAAAACCCAUUUGAAAAAUUGGAGAGGAAAACAGCCGAAGAAAUUCAAAGUGAUACAAAAGAAGAAAAAAACAAUGAAGUUUUGCAAGAACAAAUUGAACCGAAAGUUGAGAAGAAAGAGGAGGUGUUAUUAAUUAAAGAAAAUAAGAAAAAUGAAGAGGCGCCAAAAGAAGUAAAUUUGGCACAUGUCGCAAUGCCCAAUGAAUUAUCACUGGAAAAUCAACAAACCGUAUUGAACGAACCUUCAAAUGAAAAAUCACAAGAAGAAACUCAACCGAUUGAAAAGAAACAAGAACUUCCUGUUGAAAUAGAUGAAGAACGAGUCGAAGCUCAAGUUGAAGUCCAAGAAGAAGUCAAGUCUGAAGAUACGAAGAUUGAUAAGGAAGCAGAAGAGAUCAAAAGUGAACCAAAAACUAUACCAACACCAACAAAACCUAUCAUUAAAAUGAGAGCACUGUAUGACUAUGAAGCUACUGAUGAUACAGAACUGUCGCUGAAUGAAGGAGAUAUCAUCGAUAUAUAUGACAACUCGGGGGAUUGGUGGCUUGCUGAACUGAAUGGGAAGCGUGGAUUAGUUCCCGCGAACUUCAUUGAUUACGUGAAGUGA